GGGCAGGACGCGCGAACCCAUGCGGAUGUACCGCUGCGUAAAAUGGCGUCUUGAGCGAGACUCGAUCCAAACUCUGAGCUUCUUUCGGUUGAUUCGGUUCAUUUCUUUUCUUACCUGAGUUGUCGCCGGAGCCGGUGAACCGGAGCUUCUGCCCGGAGCAGGUUCGAGUCCCUGCGUCUCCAGGAAACUAAAGUCCGCUCAGCAGCUGGGAUGGCGAAGAGGAUCGCUGACAAGGAGUUAACGGACAGGAACUGGGAUCAGGAGGAGGAGGGAGAGGAGGCCGGGCAGUUUUCCAUUGCCAGCCAAGAUGUGCUGAAGAGCCGAGUGGUGAAACGAGCCAAACGCCGCAACGUCGGAGCAGAGGGCGAGAACAGCGGAGCUUUCAAAGGGUUCAAAGGUUUUUCUUUGACCAAGCCGGCGGCGAGCAGCGACCCCCCCUCCACCGACUCGCCGGCCACCAUGUUCUCUGGGUUCGGUAACGGAGGAGGGUUUCAGGGCCUCGGCGGUCUGACCAACGGAAACGGCUCCAGUUCUCCAUUCGGAGGCUUCUCGGCUCCGGCUGCCUCCACUGAGACGCCAGGUCUGACGUUCAACGGCCCCUCCUCCGCAAAACCCUUUGCUGAAAUCAUUGCCAAGCCAGUCAAUGGCUCCUCCCCCAGUCCGGCUCCAAUCUUCGGCAUCAUCAUCAGCGGCGGCAGCAGUGUCGGUAACAAGGAGUACAGCCGGCAGCUCACGGCCCUCAACUGCUCUGUGCGCGACUGGAUCACCAAACACGUGAACGACAACCCUCUGUGCGACCUCAACCCGAUCUUCAGGGACUAUGAGCAGCACCUGGCCAGCAUCGAGCGGCAGUACGGCGCCGGAGCGGCGGCUGCCGGAGGCUCGGAGGAGAAGAAGCAGGCAGGGACCACCUCAGCCACUCCUCCUCCUCGCUCCUCUUCCUCCUCCAGCAGCCCGGCGGCUCCGGCUCCGGCCGCUGCCACUUUGUUCUCCUUUGGCAAACAGUCCACAGACGACUCGACCCAAGACAAGAGCUCCACCACCGCUCCGAUCCCCGCCGGCAUCACCUUCAACUUCGGGAAGAAGGUGGACAGCUCCGUCCUCGGAUCCUUAGGGUCCAAGUCCAUGUCCCCCGGCUUCUCCUUCUCCUCGUCCUCCGGUGCCUCCUUCAGUCAGACCUCCGUGUUCGGAACUCCGGGAUCUGCUGCUCCUCUGUCCUUCAGCGGGACGAAGGCUGUGGACGCUCCGCCUGCAGUCGAGAACGGAGAGGAGGAGUCGGAGGAGCCACCGAAACCUGACGUACGAGAGGUGAAGGAGGACGAUGCGUUCCUCUCCAAGAAGUGUAAAAUGUUCUACAAGAAGGACUCAGAGUUCAAAGAGAAGGGCGUUGGAACUCUGCACCUCAAACACAUCGAGGACGGGAAGACUCAGCUGGUGAUUCGGGCCGACACCAACCUGGGAAACAUCCUGCUCAACAUCAUGGUGUCGGCGUCCAUGCCGUGCUCUCGAGUCGGUAAGAACAACGUGAUGGUGGUGUGCGUCCCCAACCCGGUCAUCGACGACAAGAACCCGACCUGCCCCAUCCCGCUGCUCAUCCGGGUGAAAACCGCCGAGGAGGCCGACGAGCUCCACAAGACGCUGGAGGAGAAGAAGGCCUGACUGCCCCCCCC
Molecule: messenger RNA, 1670 nt
Organism: Pleuronectes platessa (European plaice)
Lineage: Eukaryota; Metazoa; Chordata; Actinopteri; Pleuronectiformes; Pleuronectidae
Gene: nup50
Product: nucleoporin 50
Exons: 8
Coding region: 211-1659 (482 amino acids)
Biological process (GO): protein import into nucleus
Cellular component (GO): nuclear pore
Source: RefSeq, a predicted model, not a curated record